CUUCACUGCGAUCUUCUCUCUAUACUCCUUCCCAACUCAAGCUUCGGAGUUCGGACCCUCCAGCUUUCUAUUUCUCUACCAUCUUCUCUCUACUCUUCCGAAGCUUCGGACCCUCCCGCUUUCUACUUCUCUGCGAUAUUCCCUCUAUACUUCUUCCCGAUUUUCCGACAUCACUCCAAUUCUAACCCUAAUUCCACAUCUCCCGAAGAACAGCUAAAAUUACAGUCUCAGAUACAACAAAGAGUUUUAUUCCUAGAGACAUAAAAUGAUGAAGACAACAUGGUUACAUUCCAUGGGACAUAAACGAAGGAAGCUGUCUAGUGAUGAAGAGAGGAAGUCAAAGAUGUCGGCUAAAGUUAUUGAUUAUUCUGAUCCAUUUGCUGUGCCGAAUCUUAUAGAAGCCUUGGAUCGCGGAAGAUAUGGAAGUGUCACAAAGGACAUACAGGAACUUCUUGCCCGGAACUUGGAGGUUGUCGGUCCGUUAUUCAGCUUAUAUCCAGAAUUGCUGAAUGAGCUUGGAAAUGUUGAUGGAAGGGAUAGCAAAGAGAAUUCAGAUUAUCAAAAAGAAACUUUCAUUGAUUUGGAGGAUGACUCUGUUACAAGUAGUGUUCCAGCAGCUGCAGCACCCGUUGUUAUCAUUGAUUCAGAUGAUGAGGAAAUAAGGGAUUGGAGGCCUUCUGCUGCUCCCUAUCUUGAGCCUGUCUUCCCAAAGACAACUAGAGAGUCUUUCACGAAGAACUUAUUGAUUAGGGACUCUUCAGGGAGUAUGAGUCUGACUGUGACUGAUAUCAAGAAGGAUAAAGGGGUUUACGUUGGAGUGGAAGAGGAUGGUGAAGAUCAAACUGAGAUUGAAGAUGAUGGUCUUGGAGAUAUUUGGAAUGAAAUGACAAUGGCAUUGGAAGUUUCAAAGGAGGUUGCUGAAGAUCCCUCAAGUGACAAACACAUGCAAGAAGAUGAAGACUGUGAUCAUUCUUUUGUCUUGAAGGAUGAUAUUGGUUAUGUUUGUCGCAUAUGUGGGAAAAUUGAGAGAGGCAUUGAGACUAUAAUCGAUGUCCAGUUCAACAAGGUCAAGCGGACUUCUAGAACUUACGUGUCUGAUCCCUGGAAUGCCAACGACAGAGGGUCCAAUGUGAUGAAUGAAAUGAAAUUCUCUGACAAAGAUUUUACUGUGACUGACAUCUCGGCGCACCCUAGGCAUGUGAGGCAAAUGAAGCCUCAUCAAGUGGAGGGCUUCAAUUUCCUUUGCAGCAACUUAGUGGCAGAUAAGCCGGGGGGCUGCAUUAUGGCCCAUGCACCCGGGUCUGGAAAGACAUUUAUGAUUAUAAGUUUCGUGCAAAGUUUCCUUGCAAAAUAUCCCCAUGCUAGACCACUGGUUGUGCUUCCUAAAGGAAUCUUGGCUACAUGGAAGAAGGAAUUUCAGAUAUGGCAAGUAGAGGAUCUCCCGCUUUAUGAUUUUUACACUUUGAAAGCAGAAAAGCGGCAUCAGCAACUGGAAGUCUUAGAACAGUGGGUAGAGAACAAAAGCAUCUUGUUUCUAGGAUACAAACAGUUCUCCACUAUUGUCUGUGACGACGGCACAAAUGAAGCAUCAACAGCUUGCCAAGAAAUCCUACUUAAGGCGCCUUCCCUUUUGAUAUUGGAUGAGGGGCACACGCCAAGGAAUGAGAACACUGAUGUGUUGCAGUCACUUGCUAAGGUUCAAACUCCACGAAAAGUGGUUCUUUCAGGAACACUAUAUCAGAACCAUGUAAAGGAGGUGUUCAACAUUUUAAAUCUUGUUCGUCCAAAGUUCCUUCGUUUGGAUGCUUCAAAGUCAAUCAUCAACAGAAUAAUGAGUAGAGCACACAUACCAGAGUCAAGGAAGCAUGUCAAAGCAAGUGCACACUUGGCUUUCUAUGAUUCGGUAGAGCAUACUCUGCAGAAGGAUGAGGACUUUACAAGGAAGGUGAAGGUCAUUCAAGACCUAAGAGAGAUGACAAGAGAGGUCCUUCACUACUACAGAGGGGAUUUUUUGGAUGAUCUUCCUGGGCUUGUUGACUUCACUGUGGUACUUGGCCUGACUCCUUUGCAGAAAGUAGAAGUCCAUAAGCUGAAGAAAUUGGGGACGAAGUUUAAGAGAAAUUCUGUUGGGAGUGCAAUUUAUCUACAUCCAGCACUAAAGUCCUUGGAGAACUCUGCAAUGACUGAAGAUGAGAAUAUGGAUAACAUGUUGAAAAAGAUCAGUGUCAAAGAUGGAGUCAAAGCCAAAUUUUUCCUCAACAUGUUAAACUUAUGUCAGUCAGCUAAUGAAAAGCUGCUAGUUUUCAGUCAAUACCUCCUCCCAUUGAAAUUUCUCGAGAGACUAACCAUAAAGGAAAGAGGUUGGACUCUUGGUAUAGAAAUCUUUGUUAUCUCAGGGGAUUCAAGUUCUGAAGAGCGUGAGUUCUCAAUGGAAAGAUUCAACAACUCCCCUGAUGCAAAGGUUUUCUUUGGAUCCAUCAAAGCAUGUGGAGAAGGUAUUUCUUUGGUUGGAGCAUCACGGAUUUUAAUGUUAGAUGUUCAUCUUAAUCCUUCAGUGACACGACAAGCUAUAGGACGCGCUUUCCGACCAGGCCAAAAAAAGAAAGUAUACACGUAUAGGUUGAUCGCUGCUGAUUCACCUGAAGAGGAAGACCACAAUACCUGCUUCAAGAAGGAGGCAAUUGCGAAAAUGUGGUUUGAGUGGAAUGAGUACUGUGGUUUUCGGAAUUUUGAAGUGGAGACUAUUGAUAUCGAAGAAAGUGGUGAUAUCUUCAUGGAGAGUGCUGUUUUACGUGAAGAUAUAAGGGCUUUGUACAGAAGGUAGUUCGUCAUACCGUGUGGCUGAAGCAUAGGUUGUGUAGACAGUUCUUCCAAAAGGCGUUAGUAGAAUCCACCUAUGUUUCUUUUUCUUUUUCAUUUUAUGGUACAGGAAAUAUCACGUUAAAGUUUAAAUGCAUGGAAAAUACAUAUUAGGUUCCUUGUUUUCUGAAUGCAUUAACUUUCCUUAGCAUUCAGCUGUUAUUACGCUUAAUUUAGCUCCCCAUGUUCGUUGCAGUUUAUUUAUGAUUUCAAGCAGAAUUUCUGACAUCUACCCGAAAUUGCUGUUUGUUGGAAUUUCAUGGAUUACUUUCUUC
Messenger RNA from Tripterygium wilfordii, 3134 nucleotides. Its product is annotated as protein CHROMATIN REMODELING 35-like. NCBI's taxonomy places the organism in Eukaryota, Viridiplantae, Streptophyta, Magnoliopsida, Celastrales, Celastraceae. Gene Ontology annotation, molecular function: ATP-dependent chromatin remodeler activity; ATP binding. The coding region runs from base 266 to 2824 and encodes 852 amino acids. The record is from RefSeq and is a predicted model, not a curated record. Gene Ontology annotation, biological process: gene silencing by siRNA-directed DNA methylation. The transcript has 6 exons.